Thlaspi arvense is the source of this 930-nucleotide messenger RNA. Lineage: Eukaryota; Viridiplantae; Streptophyta; Magnoliopsida; Brassicales; Brassicaceae. The record is from the annotation of a GenBank genome assembly.
AUGGCGUUUAUCCAAUCUCUACCCCUUUCUUCAAUGAACACUCUGGCGAAGAGCGGUGGAGCGUGGCUGAUUUCGCCGUCGUUGGCGACGGCUCUGAGGAGGAUGAGUGUAGCUGGUUUCGCCACGUCAUCGUCGUCUGCUUCUUCUCCCAAUUGGGAAGGUGGAGUUUCCAUGGUCCAAGGAGCUUCCAGAGGCAUCGGCCUCGAAUUUGUACGACAGCUGCUGGAGAAGAAUAAUGAAGGGUAUGUUGUUGCUACUUGUCGGAAUCCAAAAGAAGCAACGAGUCUCUCUGAUUUGAAGAACCGUUUCUCUGAAAGACUUUUCAUCCAAAAGCUUGAUGUUACAGAUGAAGCUACCAUUGAGGAAUCAGCCGAAUCUGUGAGAGAAAGAUAUGGUUCUCUCAACCUGCUUAUAAAUGCAACUGGUAUACUCUCAAUUCCUGGUGUAUUGCAGCCAGAAACAACACUGAACAAGGUUGAAAAAUCAUCAUUGAUGCUUGCUUACGAGGUUAAUGCCGUUGGUCCAAUUCUAGUGAUGAAGCAUAUGUGGCCUCUCCUUAAGGCUGGUGGAGGAAGUGGAACCGAUAGGGAAGUUGCUGUUGUAGCCAAUCUAAGCGCCAGAGUUGGAUCAAUCGGAGACAACAGACUUGGUGGUUGGCACUCUUACAGGGCUUCAAAAACCGCACUCAACCAACUGACGAAAAAUGUAUCGGUUGAGUUGGGUAGGAGGAAGGAUCCUGUGGUAUGCAUUCUUCUGCAUCCAGGCACAGUAGACACUGAUCUCUCUCGACCGUUCCAAAGGAAUGUUCCCGAAGGAAAGCUUUUCACUAGAGAGUACUCUGUUCAGAAGCUAUUGCACAUCAUCAACAAUGCAAAGAAACAAGACAACGGCAAGUUCUUUGCUUGGGAUGGCCAGGAGAUACCUUGGUGA